Mya arenaria is the source of this 1100-nucleotide messenger RNA. Its product is annotated as scavenger receptor class F member 1-like. The record is from RefSeq and is a predicted model, not a curated record. Lineage: Eukaryota; Metazoa; Mollusca; Bivalvia; Myida; Myidae. The transcript is spliced from 2 exons. The coding region runs from base 38 to 802 and encodes 254 amino acids.
UAAUCAGAUAGAUUGUUCACCUGAAUCGGAUAUAAAGAUGAAUAGUUUAACCAAAUUACUUAUAGUUGUGUUUAUUAUCUUGAUGAAAGCCAAUUCAUGCGUCUCUAUGCCGAGUUGUUUUGCAAACUGCGCAUCAUGUUCAAAUUCAACCGUAUGCACAUCAUGUGACUAUGGAUACUACUUACGAUUAGCUGAGGAAUGUAGAGCGUGCAAGUACGUAGGAACGAACUGUGUUACAUGCAGUAAUGAAACGCAUUGUAACGAAUGUAGGCCAGGAUUCUGGGGCACCACUUGUAGAUCUUUUUGUUCUGAUGGUUGUAGCACAGAAACGUGUAACUCGUUAGAUGGAACAUGUACUUGUAAACCAGGUUGUUAUGGACCUACGUGCCGAUUCCAGUGCUCGGAAAACUGCCUAACUGACACAUGUGGGAAUAAUGGUGAAUGUGAUUGCAAGGACGGGUAUUAUGGAGAUCAGUGUUAUGGAAACUGUUUUUCUGAUUGUGAGAAAUGCUCUGAUGGCACAUCUUGUUCUGUGUGUCCAACUGGACAAUACAAAGCACUAUGUGAGCUCAAGUGCGAAUGCAAUGGCCGAUGCGAUAUACUCACUGGUGAGUGUAUACAAGUGACGUGUCCAGACACGUGUGCAUCAUGCGGAGAAAGUGAUCAGUGUAAUGGGUGUACUGUCGGUUGGUAUGGUGCACGAUGUAACUACACGUGUUUGGAUAGAUGUAAUGGGGGUUGUGAUCAAUAUACCGGACAUUGCGUUGCAUGCUUUACUGGCUACUUUGGAAAAAAACUGUGAAUUGGUAUGCACUAAAUGUCGUGGUGGUGUCUGCAAUCAAGAAGGGGAAUGUACUUCGUGUUUUGAUGGCAAGUAUGGAUCAUUUUGUAACAAAAUAUGCCCUGAAGACUGUGUUGAAAGUAUAUGUAUCCAGAUAGAUGGGUCAUGUCAACAUCAGGUUCAAUGUCCUGUGAAUUGUGUCAAUUGUACGGACAACGUUACAUGCUCUGAAUGUAAGAACUCUUUUUACGGCUUUAUGUGUUCAUUUAAAUGUAGUAGUACAUGCAAAGGUAGAACUUGUGACAAAGAAUCAGGACGU